Diospyros lotus (date-plum) is the source of this 1204-nucleotide messenger RNA. RefSeq lists its product as uncharacterized. The coding region runs from base 192 to 896 and encodes 234 amino acids. The transcript has a single exon. Lineage: Eukaryota; Viridiplantae; Streptophyta; Magnoliopsida; Ericales; Ebenaceae. The record is from RefSeq and is a predicted model, not a curated record.
CGCCGCUAUUUCUCAUUGGGGAUUACAGUGCACGAUGCUUCUUUUAUAUUCCCUGCCACCCCACCAGCACAUCGCUGCCUCAUUCUCUUCCUCUCUUUCCCACCCAUCCAUCCAUUCCCCCUCUCUCUCUCUCUCUCUCUCGCUGUUUCUGGUUGUUCCUAGAAGAAGCGAAAACCUGAAGAUACAUAGAUAUGGGCCCUUGUCUGUCUUCAGCAGCACCGAAGGCAAGGAGGACGAGUGAAUCGGAAGGUUCGAAUCCGAAGGCGAUUGUGAUAUCGGAGAAUGGAGAUCUGGUUCGAUUUGGACUUCCGAUGACCGUCUCUCAGGUCUUGCUUGCGCUUCACUCCCAAGCUGCCAAGCCUGGUGCCAAGUUCUUCUUGUGCAAUUCGGAUUGUUUGUACUACGACGAGUUUAUACCGGCCCUGGACGGGGAUCUCCAGCUCCAGCCGAAUCAGAUCUACUUCGUCCUUCCCGCUUCCAAGCUUCGUUAUCGCCUCUCCGCCUCCGACAUGGCUGCUUUGGCCGUCAAGGCCUCCGUCGCCCUCCAAAAUCCCUCUUCUCCGGCCAGUAACAGUAAGUCCAAGGCACGACGCUCCUCCGUCUUUCACUAUCCUCAUCGUCUUCUCCAUCGCCACAAGAAAGUCGCUCAAAUUUCCCCACUCUUAGAAGAAGUCAACAUUACCAGCAGCAGCAGCAGUACAUUUACUUCUUCCUCCGGUACUCUGUCUGAAUCGAGUACGAUUUCAACAUACCUUGGGGUAUCGAGGUCGAUUGCUCCUACGAGGAAGAAGUACUUGCGGAGAACGAGCUCUAUAAGACGAGCAAAGAUGGCUGUUCGCUCCUUCAGGCUCAGCUUGACCACCAUACACGAAGGCUCCGUCCUCCAGGUUUAUUGAUUCGUUUUCCAUCAAUUGUGAUACAAGCGAAAGGAAAAUACUCUGUUAGAGUGAGGCGGCGAGGCUAACCAAGCCAGUCGCCCCCAAAUAAUCUGUGUAAAGGUGUCCCCGUACAUGCAAUCGAAUCGAGCCCGCAACGAAGAGUGCCGAUGAGCCUAUUGUCUGCGGAGAUCCGGAAGAGGCCGGCGAAAACGGAAAGAGACGUGUAUUGUGUAUGUGAAAUAUUUAGUUUUUUCUAGAAUAAUACGUCUCUGGAGUCAGUUGUAUUGUGACGAGGGAUUCAUUCAUAGAUUCCAAAAAUUAUUUUA